Cajanus cajan (pigeon pea) is the source of this 528-nucleotide messenger RNA. Lineage: Eukaryota; Viridiplantae; Streptophyta; Magnoliopsida; Fabales; Fabaceae. The record is from RefSeq and is a predicted model, not a curated record.
GAAAAGGAAAACUCCUAUAUAAGCCAAAGCUACCUCUGAGGUUGUAACCCUAGUCGCUCUGAGCCACCUCUUGGCUCUACAACACUUCUCCUUUUUCUAUCUCAUUCUUUAAACCCUUUUCUUCAUCACUCAUUCGCCUCAUCUCCAACUUCUUCACAGGUUUCAGAAGUCACAGAUUUUCAGGAGUUGCCACCAUGUCGGACGAUGAAAGGGAGGAGAAGGAGUUGGAUCUCUCUUCUCAUGAAGUUGUCACCAAAUACAAGACUGCGGCUGAGAUCGCUAACAAUGCCUUGAAGUUAGUUAUUUCAGAAUGUAAACCUAAGGCCAAAGCUGUGGACAUUUGUGAGAAAGGGGAUUCAUAUAUUAGAGAACAAACUGGAAAUGUGUACAAGAACGUGAAGAGGAAGAUUGAGAGAGGUGUUGCUUUCCCAACUUGCUUAUCUGUAAACAAUGUACUAAGAAUUUCAGAGCUCAUUUGUUUCAGACUUUGUGAAGAAUGAAAAAUAAUAGAUGGUCAGGUUUAGAAGU